CGGGGCGGGCGGAACUAGCCGCGGCGAAGGGACGGCGCUGCGCGGAGCCCAGCGCCUCGGCGGCGGGGGCAGCGGCAGCGCCCCAAAAUGCCGCCCACCCUCUUCCAGAAGCUCUUCAACAAGAAGCACGGCCUGAUCUCCCCGGCCAGGGACGCCCGCGACGACUGUGUCUUCAGCUGGCCUUUGCCGGAGUUUGACCCAAGUCAGAUCCGACUGAUCGUGUAUCAGGACUGUGAGAGAAGGGGACGGAAUGUCUUAUUUGAUUCCAGUGCUAAAAGAAAAAUAGAGGAUGUUUCAGUGUCGAAACUCUGCAGUGAUGCUCAGGUGAGAGUUUUUGGGAAGUGUUGCCAGCUAAAGCCUGGAGGAGACAGCUCUUCUUCCUUGGAUAGCUCAAUCAAUUCAUCCUCCUCGUUCUCUGAUCCAAAAGAGCAAUGCCCAAAAUACCAGGGUUCUCGGUGCUCCUCAGAUGCCAACAUGCUUGGAGAGAUGAUGUUUGGCUCUGUGGCCAUGAGCUACAAGGGCUCCACAUUGAAGAUUCAUCAGAUCCGCUCCCCUCCCCAGCUCAUGCUCAGCAAGGUGUUCACAGCGCGCACGGGCAGCAGCAUCUACGGCAGCCUGAACACGUUGCAGGACAGUCUUGAGUUCAUUAAUCAAGACAGCAAUACAUUAAAGCCUGACCACAGUACAAUUAUGAAUGGACUUCUUGGGAAUAUAGGUCUUUCCCAGCUUUGCAGCCCCAGGCGGGCAUUCUCAGAGCAAGGUCCGCUCCGCCUCAUCCGGAGCGCCUCUUUCUUUGCAGUUCACAGCAACCCCAUGGAUAUGCCUGGGAGGGAGCAGAACGAGGACAGAGACAGCGGUAUAGCAAGAUCUGCAUCUCUCAGCAGCCUGCUCAUCACCCCGUUUCCAUCCCCGGGCUCCUCGUUCAACAAGAGCUGUGCCAGCAGCUACCAGCGGCGCUGGCGGCGCAGCCAGACCACCAGCCUGGAGAACGGCGUCUUCCCCCGAUGGUCCAUGGAUGAAAGCUUCAACUUGUCAGAUGACAGCUCUGGUCCAAACCCAGGAAUUGUUAGGAAGAAGAAGAUAGCAAUUGGGGUUAUUUUUUCACUCUCAAAAGAUGAAGAUGAAAACAACAAAUUUAACGAGUUCUUUUUUUCACACUUCCCUCUUUUUGAGAGUCACAUGAACAAACUGAAGAGUGCAAUAGAACAGGCCAUGAAAAUGAGUCGGAGAUCAGCUGAUGCCAGCCAGCGGAGUUUGGCAUAUAACAGAAUUGUGGAUGCCCUCAAUGAGUUCAGAGCAGGGCAGCUCUUGACUUGUGCCAGGGAAUGUUGCUGUGUUUGGGAUCAGGGCAGGUGGAUGCAGGAGGAACCUGUGAGGUUCAGCUCUCUGAGAACAACUAUUUGCAAUCUCUACACGAUGCCACGGAUUGGGGAGCCUGUCUGGCUCACCAUGAUGUCAGGGACACCAGAGAAGAACCAGCUGUGCCAUCGCUUCAUGAAGGAGUUCACUUUCUUGAUGGAAAAUGCUUCUAAAAAUCAAUUUUUACCAGCUUUGCUGACUGCAGUGCUGACCAACCACCUGGCCUGGGUCCCCACUGUCAUGCCCAAUGGCCAGCCCCCAAUAAGGAUCUUCCUGGAGAAGCAUUCUUCCCAGAGUGUGGACAUGCUGGCCAAAACUCAUCCCUACAACCCACUGUGGGCUCAGCUUGGUGACCUGUAUGGGGCCAUAGGAUCACCUGUGAGAUUAGCAAAAACUGUCGUGGUUGGCAAAAGACAUGACCUGGUCCAGAGGUUGCUUUAUUUCCUCACUUACUUCAUCAGAUGCUCUGAACUUCAAGAGACACACCUGCUGGAAAAUGGGGAAGAUGAGGCCAUUGUCAUGCCUGGCACUGUGAUCACUACCACGCUGGAGAAGGGAGAAGUGGAAGAGUCUGAGUAUGUGCUUGUCACGAUGCACAAGAACAGGGGCAACUUGCUCCCCACUGAGUCUGAAGAGCUGAGAGCUCCCAACUGCAGCUGUAAAUACUGCAAAUGUCCCAUUUCCCUCGCACAGAACAUAGAAGGUGUUGCACAGCAAGAGAGAGAAGACAUGCAAAGCACUCCGAAGGUAGAGCUGGAAUCUUCUUCAGAUGAGAACAGAACCAUUGUUCCUGAGGAUUGCCAGGAAGAUGCCGUGGAUGGGACACAGCCAAGGCCCUGCCUGGAUACCAAACUAGAGACUGUGGUGUGCACAGGGUCAGCUUCACCCGAGAAAUGCGUGGGGACAGAAUCUUGUUUGGAGCCAGCAGGCAGCGCGUGGAGGAGCGAGGAUGCUCUGGAGGCGGGCAGCCAGGCAGGAGGGGGCACAAGGACACCUGGCAUUGCUGUGGAGAAGAAGCCACCUGAUAAGCUCUUCAUGGACACGUUCCCCUGCAGCGCUGCCGAGGCUCAGACAAAGGUGACUUUCCUCAUCGGAGAUUCCAUGUCACCUGACUCAGACAUUGAACUGAGAAGUCAGGCAGUAGUGGAACAAAUUGCCAGGCAUCACAGCCCGCCAGCAGCGGAGGCAGGAGUGUCUGCUGAUCAGAACUGUGAAGCUAAACAAACUGUUGAGGACCAAAAUAGAGACUGUGGGACAGCUGAACCCUUUCCUCAAGUUGCUACUGAGCAUCAGAGCUGGAACUCAAACCCAUACAGUGCUGAGAGCAUGAGUCUGUUUGGUGAAUAUUUCACUGAUGACAGUUCAGUUGAAACCCAGACUACUGAUGAUAUUCCAGGGCAAGCAGCUGCAAACCUUCUUGCUCACAACAGUAGUUUAGAAUUUUCUAAAAAGCUCUGUACAAAGGCUUGCAAACCACCUAGUGAAUUUUGUAAAUUUAUGGACUCUGUUCGACAAGAGACCUACAAAAACUGCUUUAAUGAGCAGGACCAAAGAGAGAAAAUCUCUAUUCGUGUCCCCCAUGGGGACAGGGAAAACGUAGAGAAAAAAGUGGCCCCGGGAAUUGAUUGGGACAUUCCAAGAAAUGAGAGUUCAGACAGUGCCCUGGGUGACAGCGAGAGUGAGGAUACAGGCCAUGAUCUAACUAGACUGGGCAGUAACUAUUAUGGAGGAGAGCAAGAAGACUGGGCAGAGGAAUAUGAGAUUCCCUUCCCUGGGUCAAAAUUAGUUGAAGUCAACUCUGUCCAGCCCAGUAUUGCCAAUUUUGGAAGAUCCUUACUAGGAGGCUACUGUUCCUCUUACGUCCCUGACUUUGUUUUGCAAGGAAUAGGAAGUGAUGAAAAGCUGAGGCACUGUUUGGUGUCAGAUUUGUCUCAUGCUGUGCAGCAUCCUGUUCUGGACGAGCCCAUUGCAGAAGCUGUCUGCAUUAUUGCAGACACGGACAAGUGGACGGUGCAAGUGGCCAGUAGCCAGAGGCGAAUGAUUGAGAAUAAACUAGGAAAAGAAGUGUUAGUCUCCAGUCUCGUCUCCAACCUGCUUCAUUCCACUCUUCAGCUUUACAAGCAUAAUUUAUCUCCAAACUUUUGUGUGAUGCACCUGGAAGAUCGGCUGCAGGAGCUCUACUUCAAAAGCAAGAUGCUGUCUGAGUAUCUGAAGGGCCAGAUGAGAGUCCAUGUCAAGGAGCUGGGCGUGGUGCUGGGGAUUGAAUCCAGCGACCUCCCCUUGCUGGCAGCUGUAGCAAGCACUCACUCUCCGUACGUUGCCCAGAUCCUCCUUUAAAAUGCCAGAGGCCACAGACUUUGACUUUUUGCUUCUCUGGAAACAAAGUGGAAGACAACUUGUUCUGGCUCCUUUCUCUUUGCAGCAAGUAAAACAAACUGCUUGUUGAGCUUGCAGCACCUCCAUAUAUGACUGCAUGGUGUGCAAACAGUUGGAGACUUCUCUCCCACUUAGCAAUUUAUAAAAAAGGAUAAAGAAAGGAGAAAGGAAAACUGAGUAAGCCCAAGAUUUCCACCACAGAAAAGCGGAGAUUUUAGCAAAGCUGAAGACAUGCAUUUUUUUAGCAGUUUCUGCCACAGUGGCUGACUGUGACUUAUACUGGGGAAUGGAGGAAGAACUGCUCUGAGAAAUACAUGAUACCAUCACCCCUUAUAAACUGAACUGAGAGCAGCUGCCUUCAGCCAGGCUGCAGCUGAUGAGGAUCACAUUAGGAUCUGUAAUUCUCAAGCUGCAAUGAUUUGUAAACAACUUCUACUUUUUCACAUCAUAGUCCAAUUCUGAAUACUUCCCAGAGGAAUAACAGGGCAGAGGCCUGGGGUUUUUUUGUAAGAAACUUAUUAAUGACAGUCAGCUACAGAAUUUAUUUAUGAUCUUUCUCCUGGGAAGAGGAAAUAGUGGGGGACAGAGGGCGACAGGGAGAACAGAGGAAGAGGCCAACAGACAAACUAGCGAUGGAGAUUCUUGGCUGGAUGCUGUAACCAGUAUUAAAUGUUUAUAAUGUUUAAAUGUUGCUUUAUACUAAAUGAUGCUUUUCUUCGUCAACGUAAUCAAAAUGUUAAAAACAAAAAUAAUCUAAAGAGAACGUUGGCUGAAAUUUCCCCAUGGGUUCCCCAGAAUGACAUGACAAUUACCUCUAACUUUUUUAUGAUAUAUAAAAUCUUGGACCAUCAUAUUCUUUUUACAGCAGUCAGUCAGCUAUUGAAAUAAUGAACAAGAAAUAAUUGUACCAAAGCAUUGGGGAAAGAAUGAGUAGACUAUUACCCUUAAUUGCUCAGGUAACAAAUUGAUACAUUUUUUAAAACAAAGCAAAAAAAAGAAAAUUGAUUACACCAUAGUGUAAUAAUAUCCAAAUUAUUUUUUGACAAAUAUACCCUUGCUGCAGAUAACUCUAAUCCCUUUUCUACUCACUUGUGUAAUUACCAGCAGGAAAUGUUGUUCAUUUUAUUCUCAGCAUUUCUCUUUUACUCAGCCAUCACUGGUUUGUCAUUGUAUAUACAAUAGCUGUACGAGUAGCUGAUGGACCCAACCUGGUGUAAGUAAUGUAAAUAGACAGUGGGAGGUGGAUUAUGUGUUCGAAGGCUCUACUACCUCAGUUUAACUGGACACUUCAUUCUAGGCUUUGCUUUCCAUAUUUGUCCUAGCAGCCAAUUAAUGUUGCUGAUUUUUAGCUUCUGUUUUCAUCUGUUAGGUUUAGCAUAUUGAAAUUCAUGGAUUAUCCACACAAGUAGGAGACAUGUAUUCACUUGGUCGCUAAACUCUAUAAAAUUUCUAUAAAUACAUCAUUCUGUAAUCAUCUUUUCAAUAGUACAGCACGCCUGCUAUUGUUGUUUGCAGAGUUACUUUAAGUACAAAUCUAUUUUAACCAUUUGAUAAACUUGAAAACAAUAGGAGAGAUCCCUGCCCCACCUCUGUCAGUGACAGAACUCUCCUCCUUUCCUUCUCUGGGGCCAGGAUUCACCUGGAGUAGUUUUUCAGUACUACUUAAAAUCUGUCACCUAAAACUCUGUUCCAGGGAGAUCUACGUGGCAAACCCACUCCUCCCUUCCAUGUAGGACUGAGUCUACAUCAGGAAGUGACCCCAACAUUCACACAGGCAGUGUCAUUGGAAACUCUUUUGUAUAUAAAAUCUAAUGCUGACUGCUGCAGGGGAAAACCUCGUGUUUAAUAUGUGAUCCAAGGAUUUGUUUCUCCCAUUUUUCAAAUGUCCUUUCCUUGCCACACAAUUAUAUUACAUCUGGCUUUUGGAAUGAGCACAAAACAGGGGCCCAGUUGUGUAAACACUUUUCAAAUGAAAUAUAGGAUUGCACUCAGAACAUGGAUGUUUAACUCUUUGCUAGGAUAUGUGGUACAGGCAGUAGUUGGAUACCAUGUUGUGCACAGACUGGCACAGUGACCUGGCAGUGUCUGUGCUGCUGGGGCUGCCAGAGGAGGGUUCCUGCCUGUGCCUUGGGAGGUUCUGUGGGUGAGUUCAUCCACAGCAUGUGUCCAGAGAGCUGGGCAGCUGCCCCCUCACCCUGGCAUCCCCCAGCACUGUGCUCACAGUGAUCCUUACAGGAGAAUCCUGGUCCUCCUUUGAGCCUUUAUUGUGCAAAUUGUUGGGGUCACUUUGAAAUGGGUUUGACUCUCCAGAAAGGCCCUUGCACGGCCUGCAGUGAUGGCUGCCCUGAGAGGAGAAGGAGGUGGCUGUUGAGUGGCACCUCCUCUGCUGCCCUCUGCACCAGCCAGUAAUGGCAUUACUGGUGUGCUCAGUCAGCCCCAGACAGAGCAGCCAUGGAUGCAGCUUCCUCAUCAUCCUCCCACAGUCCCUCCUGGCAUGGCAGCAGCCUCCCCACCUCUCAGCAGUGUUGUGGGCAGAACACAACCAAACCCUUGUGUGAUGGGAAGUUUUCCUGUGAGUGAACUUUUUGGGUACGUGAACAAUGUGGUACGUAUGUCUGUUUGUUAAAUAUGAAAAGGGAUUUUUACAGGAUAUAGAAUUGACUUUUUAAAAUAUAUCACUAUUCUUUUAUGUGAAUAGAAAACUAAUGUUUGAUUUAUUUUUUCCACUAUUCCCAAUCUCCAUUAUUAACAUGUCUUAAUUUUCUGGCUGAAACCUAAUUAUACUAGGCACACAAAUUAGCAAAUUUGAUUUUGUUGCAAUUGGCAAACACUGGGCUGCUAAGAACAAAAAACUGUUUAAAAGGACAGAUUUUACACCUUGCAUAUGUUUUCCCUAUUAGUUCUUAGAGAUGUUUUAUGACAAUUUUUUGCUUUCUCUAAAUUAUUUAGAUGGUGGUACUUGUAAAAUGCUGGGUAAAAUGUACAUACUUGUUAUCUCUUCUGUUUUUGUAUAUAUUUCCCAAGAUGUGCACUUGUAUUAUAAUAACCAUUCCCAAUUUUAGGGGAAAUUUGUGCAAUAAAUACAGUAUGUCAGUUUA
This is a messenger RNA of Agelaius phoeniceus (red-winged blackbird), 6833 nucleotides long. Lineage: Eukaryota; Metazoa; Chordata; Aves; Passeriformes; Icteridae. The record is from RefSeq and is a predicted model, not a curated record.